AUGGAGCCCCAGGUUCCCUUUGAAGAUUAUGCUAGACCUCGCCCUUUGCGUACAUAUUCCCACAAAGCGAGGACUGCCUCGGCCAGCGUGCUUCCGUUGUUAAGGACCAGAGACUUACCGGCGAGCCUUGCUAGGAAGCAUCAACGUGAACCCGAGCCCCAGGACAAAAACCGCCAGGACAAUGGUUCAAUCCCUGAAGAAGAGACUAUUGCUUACCAAGCUGAGUACGACUUCGAGGAUGCGCAUGAGCUUGAAUUUGAGCCACAAUAUGCCUCGGAUACUUCCCAAAGCCCGGACGACUAUGCGACGGAAGAGGUUGCCAGCUUGGAGUAUAGCACCGACGAAGACGAAAACGAACGAACAACCCCUGAAGAAUCCAAGUCUACUCCUCCUUCAUCGGUGAAGUCCAGCAGUAGCACCAAGUAUAUCUCCAAGACUGUCACAGAUCAGUCGAAUCGCCUGAGACGCCGCCCAUUCUUGCUCUUUGACAAGCUACCGCCGCGCGGGUUCAAGAGACUGAAGCCCAAAGCUGAAGACAGCAACACAUCAACUUUGUCCGCCAAGUACAAACUCGGCGACGGGUUCUCCAAAGACGAAGCAAAACCAAAUGGGCUGGUUCAGUUGGGCUUGCGUCCGACGGCCAAGAGGAAAGCACCACAAGUUGAAUCAAAAGUGGGUGCUUUGGAUUUGACACAGUACAGUUUCACAAGGUCUCCCAAGAAAGAUCCCACCGCAAAUCAGAAUAAGAAGGUGACGAAGAAGAGAGUCUACGACAACUCAUUUCUCCCUGACCCCAAGCGAGUCGAACGUCAGAGGAAGAGACACAAACUGUUGAAGAAGAAGGACAACCCCUUGGAGGACAAAGAAAUGCUGCCGCCUACAACCGCAUCGACUCCAAAGAUUAUUCUGACAAGUGCUAUCCUGGGAGAAUACGCAAAGUUGGCAGAGAGACGACCACACGCCGCUGCUGUUGCGCUCUCCCAACAACAAAAACAGACACAGAACGAAGGAGAAAGUGGAUUGAAAGAAGUUGAUAUGCCUCCAUAUCAAGACGACAACGAGGAAGGCAACAUCGACUUCGAAGAGCCUAUUGCUCGAGAGCCAUCCGUUGAGCUGGGUGAGUCUCCGGCUAGAAAGGAGGUGGUCGCACACUCUGCUUUCAAUCAUCAAGAGGAAUGCCAACAGCAAAAGGCUACUCCUGGAGACCAUCAAGAAGAUACAGUUGAAGUGCUUAGCGAAGAAGCUGUUGAACAGCCUGUCACAGAGCCUGUCAAAGGACCUGUUCUUCUCGAACAGCCUCUUGAAAACCCUUCUGAAAGGACUGUCAAAAAGCUUGUAGAAGAGCAAGCACAACCGGCCAACCAUGUCCAAACAGGAGAAUCCCAUCCAAGGCCAGUCACCAUCAAAGAGAGCGCCAGCGCCAGCGACAGUGUUAAGUCCAAGUCCAGUUUCGAGCCGUCUCAACGUGGACUCGAGAAGCAUUCGAUUCAUACAACAACAGAGCCCCCCAAACUUACCUCCCAUGAUGACAGUCCCGGGGAGUCACACCAUCAUCAGAGUCAGGGGAGCCAUGAAGAUCAAGAUCAAGAUCAUGAGAAAAUUCAAGAUGCGCCGCCGAGUGAAGAGACUUCCCCAGGGUCAGGCUGGGAGACGUACGUCUCGGAGACUGACAUUCACACUCCCACUCCUCCAAGGCCUUUGAAUUCGAGAGCCAAAUCAGCGGUGCCUUCGGUUCCUUCGACUUCUCGCGGGCCCGGGACUUCGGGGCUUAGGAGGUCGAAUUCUGCGGUUUAGUAAGAUAAUAGGGGAUAAGGAAGGAGUGAGGCCUUUGUAGCUGUAUUGAGGAUACUGUUUGAUUUCGGUGAAUGGUGAUAAUGUUAGGUUUGGGAUGUGGUUGUUU
This is a messenger RNA of Neurospora tetraspora, 1900 nucleotides long. RefSeq lists its product as uncharacterized. The record is from RefSeq and is a predicted model, not a curated record. Lineage: Eukaryota; Fungi; Ascomycota; Sordariomycetes; Sordariales; Sordariaceae. The transcript has 3 exons. The coding region runs from base 1 to 1794 and encodes 597 amino acids.